Achroia grisella is the source of this 577-nucleotide messenger RNA. It is a transcript of the gene RpS18, whose product is annotated as small ribosomal subunit protein uS13. The coding region runs from base 91 to 549 and encodes 152 amino acids. The record is from RefSeq and is a predicted model, not a curated record. The transcript is spliced from 3 exons. Gene Ontology annotation, molecular function: structural constituent of ribosome; RNA binding. Gene Ontology annotation, biological process: translation. NCBI's taxonomy places the organism in Eukaryota, Metazoa, Arthropoda, Insecta, Lepidoptera, Pyralidae. Gene Ontology annotation, cellular component: small ribosomal subunit; cytosol; ribosome.
AUUUGCAUUACUCCCUACAGCUACAGCACUAGUCCUUUUCAUGUCAUGAGUUUGAUUGUUGUGGGACAUUUUCCUCUGAAAUAAACUAAAAUGUCGUUGGUAAUUCCGGAUAAAUUUCAACAUAUUCUUCGUAUCAUGAAUACGAAUAUUGAUGGCAAACGUAAAGUUAUGUUUGCUAUGACUGCUAUUAAAGGUGUUGGACGGAGAUAUUCGAACAUUGUUUUGAAAAAGGCCGACAUUGAUCUGGAUAAACGUGCUGGUGAAUGCACUGAAGAAGAGGUAGAAAAGAUCAUUACUAUUAUGUCAAAUCCAAGACAAUAUAAAAUCCCUGACUGGUUUCUUAAUAGACAAAAGGAUAUUGUAGAUGGUAAAUACAGUCAAUUGACCUCUUCAAAUUUGGAUUCCAAACUUCGUGAGGAUUUGGAGCGACUCAAGAAGAUCCGUGCACACAGGGGAAUGCGUCACUACUGGGGUCUACGUGUGCGUGGUCAGCACACUAAGACUACUGGCAGGAGAGGACGAACUGUUGGUGUCUCUAAGAAGAAGUAAUUGAAAACAAAAUAAAAAUUAUUCAUAA